UUCCUUGAACUAUUAUCAAACAUCUAAAGGAAAUAGAAUCCCAAGAACUGCUGUACACUGUUUUUGUUGUAGCUAAAGAAAAUGCUGGCAAUGGGAGUGGAGGAGGCAACUGCAACAGUUGAGAAAUAUCCAAUGCAAAUGGUUCCAUUGUUGAUGAGAGAGGAAAGCAAUGAGGACUAUGAACCAAAAGUGGUUUCAUUCGGACCUUACCAUCACGGAAAGGAGAAGCUCAAGUUCGUUGAGGAUUUCAAGCCCGAUGCAGUUAAAAUGUUCAUUGAAGACAGUACUCUAGGCGAACAUGUCUUCAUUAAUGCGAUUCUAUCGGAUAUUAACUACAUAAAAGGUUGUUACCCUAAAAGAUUCACCAGUAAGUACUCCGAUGAACAAUGGGCUCAAAUGAUGUUUAAAGAUGCAUGUGUCAUUCUAAAUUAUAUCGGACCAACGAAGCAUGAGGAAUCAUCUAAACGGAUUAGGACAAUUAAUGAUCAUCUUGGUACUGCUGUUUAUGCCAACAUUAGACGUGACAUGUAUUUGCUUGAAAAUCAGAUACCUUUACGAAUUCUCGAGAUCUUGGUUUGCUUGAGAUAUCAAAGUUAUGAUAGAAAAACAUUUAUAAACGACAUGGAAAAGUAUUCGUUUAGAAUGUUCUUCAAUGCCGAGAGCGGAAAUAUUGAAGAACCUCCAAAUGAAAACAAUAAGCUGGGGCAGAAUGCCCUUCACCUUCUUGAAAUUCUCCGAAGAGUAAUUGUGACAGGUCAAGAUCAUGAUCUUAUUACAAUGGAUCAUAGUUGCUGCAAUGUUAACGUUUUGAUAAAUUGCCUGGAAAAAAGCUGUUGCAAAUGCUGCAAAAAUGAUGGAAAGGAAAACACUCAUGGCCUUUACGCGUUUCGUUCUGUGGCGGAUCUGAAAUCAAAGGGGAUUCAUUUAAGGGCUAGCGGGAUUCGAUCUCUCAAGGGUGUAAGAUUUGGUCAAACAAAAUUGUUUCAUUCUGCGGAGCUAAAACUCCCGCUUUUGUAUGUUAAUAUGUACACCAGAGAGUUUUUCAAGAACAUGAUUGCAUAUGAGUUAUCUCCUCGUGUACAAGAGAGUGCUUGGGUAAAGUCUGUAACUGAUUAUGUGAGUUUCAUGAAACUACUUGUGGCUACAACAGAAGAUGUGAAGGAACUGCGACAGAAAAAAAUUAUCAUCAACAGCUUAGGGAGUGAUGAUGAUGUGUUGCAAGUGUACAAAUCUUUAAAUACUUAUGAGGCAGAUAAUAGCUCUUCUUACAGCAUAGUCAAGAAAGGUUUAGAAGACCAUUAUAACAGCACAAUCAAGAUGUGGAUGGCUAAUUUGAUAACCACAUAUUUUAGCAAUCCUUGGACUAUAAUUGCUUUGGUUGCUUCUCUUUUCCUCCUCUGCUUAGAUAUUGUCCAGACCUACUAUGCAGUACAUCCUCCAAAGAAUGGUGAUGAUGCUAAUCAAUCUUCUUCACCACCAGGAUUUUGAUUUUACUUUUAUUAUUACCUACCUUUUCUCUAUUAUUAAUUUGUCUUUGUUCAUUGAAGUAAUCAUACCUCCCUUUCAUACA
Solanum dulcamara is the source of this 1570-nucleotide messenger RNA. RefSeq names its product UPF0481 protein At3g47200-like. The record is from RefSeq and is a predicted model, not a curated record. The transcript is spliced from 2 exons. NCBI's taxonomy places the organism in Eukaryota, Viridiplantae, Streptophyta, Magnoliopsida, Solanales, Solanaceae. The coding region runs from base 82 to 1488 and encodes 468 amino acids.